Strongyloides ratti is the source of this 675-nucleotide messenger RNA. Its product is annotated as Nicotinamide mononucleotide adenylyltransferase 1. The coding region runs from base 1 to 675 and encodes 224 amino acids. Gene Ontology annotation, biological process: NAD+ biosynthetic process. Lineage: Eukaryota; Metazoa; Nematoda; Chromadorea; Rhabditida; Strongyloididae. The transcript has a single exon. Gene Ontology annotation, molecular function: nicotinate-nucleotide adenylyltransferase activity; nicotinamide-nucleotide adenylyltransferase activity. The record is from RefSeq and is a predicted model, not a curated record.
AUGAUGAUAUCAAAUGGGACAAAAGUUAUUCUUCUAUCAUGUGGAACAUUUAAUCCCCCUACAUAUGGACAUCUUAGAAUGAUGGAAGGUGCUAAAGAUUAUAUUGAAAGUGUUACUGGAUGUACAGUAAUUAAAGGUUUUUUAUCACCAGUUUCAGAUUAUUAUCAAAAAAAAGAAAAAAUAUCAUCAGAACAUAGGAUAAAAAUGUUAGAUUUAGCUUUAAAAACUUCAUCAUGGUUAAAUGUACAUACCUGGGAAUCUAAAAGAGAUACUUGGAGUAGAUCAAUAGAAAUUAUCACUCAAUUAUAUAAAGAAUAUAGUCAUGUAAAUAAUUUAAAAGUUGCCUUAGUAUUAGGUGGAGAUGUUUUUGAUUCAUUUACAGUCAUCAAACCAAAUGGAGAAAGAUUAUGGAAAAUAUGUGAUAUUGAAUAUUUUGCCACAAAUGGUUUAUUAUGCCAAUUUAGACCUAAUUCUUCAAUUGAUAAUACAAUAAAAAAAUUAAAUUUAGAAAAAUAUAAAAAUAAUAAUUUAUUUGUAUUUGAUGAUAAUAUUUGCCCCAAUGAUAUUAGUUCAACAAGAGUUAGAGAAGGUAUAAAAAAAGGAAUCUCUGUAAAAUAUACCAUUCCUGAUAAUGUAUUAGAAUAUAUUAUAACAAAUAAUUUAUACAAAGAAUAA